GCCGGACGAAAUCAAAUAGUUGGCCGGCAGUUUGACACCCAUGGGCUAGACCGACCCGAAGUUCGUGGAAGUCUUCCACAGGUCAUUCUCGAGAACGGGAUGGGGGAUUGUGGUCGAAAGGAAAAAGUGACGAUCGAUGAAGGGGUUGGGAUUCCGAUAAGGGCGAAGAUCUCACUCCGCGGGAUGAAAGGGGACUUCAAGGGUUGCACAUGGGAACGUGUAAAGAUUGGGGAAGAAGAUUUGAUGCCUAUGGCGAUGAGAGGGCCUCUGAGUUUUAGGGCCACGAAUGAACCAGGGAGUUCUUGCCCAAGAGUUCGUGGAAGUUUUUCACGGGUCGUGAGCCUGGCUCUCGCCUUCGGGGUCCUCGCCAUCCUCGUCUACGCCCUCGCCUGCCUCCUCGCUCGACCGGAUUACUGGGAGAAACGGGGGUUCAAGGCCAAGACUCCUGUUUAUCCUCUGUUUGGGAAUCUGUGGAAAGCAUGGACCAGCGAGCAGAUCUUUCGCUCCGAUAUCAACGCUAUCCACCAGAUCGGCAAGGUGUACGGGACCUACGACGGGAGGCACCCGACGCUCGUGGUCGCGGACCCGGACAUGAUCAAGGAGAUCCUGGUGAAGCAGAUCGACGUCUUCACCGACCGACGACCUUUCCCCGCCGUGCAGCGUGCUCCACUGGUGAGACGAUUCGUGUCCCUCAUGAAGGGCCAGGAAUGGAAGGACCUCCGAUCGAGCCUCACGCCCGUGUUCUCCUCUGGAAAAAUCAAACGGAUGUCUCCCAUGAUCGAGGAAUGCGCCCAGAGACUCGUCAAAAACUUCCAAUCUUCCAUUGAAAAGUCAUCCGUCGACAAAUCUUCCUCCCCAGGAGUCCUCGACCUCAAGGCUCACUUCGGCGCCUUCACUUUAGACGUCAUCGCGACAUGUGCCUUCGGCACAAGAUUGAACUCUUUGGGCAGCCCCGACGACCCUUUCAUUAAAUACGCUCGCAAGUUCUUCAUCAACCCGAGAACAUCUACUCCAAUCGGAAUUUUGCCAUUCAUGUUUCCCAGCAUCAUGUCCACCAACCUGACCUUCUUCUCGCGCGAGGGUCUCCGCUUCUUCGCCGACGUCGUUCAGCAGCUCCUGAAGGAGAGGAAAGACUCCGGCAAAAUGGGAACGCGAGGGGACUUCAUCGAUCUUCUGCUCGAGGUUCAAUCGAGCGACCUCAAGGGCAAUGUAGAUGACGAAACUAUCACUGCACAGGCCGUCCUCUUCUUCCUCGCCGGAUACGACACAACCGCCACUCUUCUCACUAUGUCUACCUUUUGCCUUGCCACAAAUCCCGCAGUACAGACGAAAUUGCAGAACGAGCUGCAGAAGGCUGGACCUUUGAAUCGGGAGUCGAUUCUCCACUGCUCUUAUCUGGAUCAUGUCAUCAACGAGGCCCUCAGGUUGUACCCGCCGGCCAUAAGAACGGAACGUCUCUGUGGGAAAGAUAUUGUAAUCAAUGGCUACAAAAUCGAAAAAGGAAUCGUCGUACAUGUCCCCAUUUAUGCCAUGCACCACCUGGAGGAGUUCUUCCCGGACCCUGACAAAUUCAUACCAGAACGGUUUGCGGAUGACCAGGUUUUGCCAUACACGUUCCUCCCAUUCGGACAGGGGAGCCGGAACUGCAUCGGGAUGCGAUUCGCCUUGGAGGAGGCUAAGAUCGCUCUGGCUCACGUCAUUUCAGCUUUUGAGUUUUCUCGAGGGCCGGAAACGGAAGUUCCGCCUCGAGACCAUCCCAAUAUGUUCCUCUAUCAACCGCUCGAUGUCAAGAUAAAGCCAGUGGUGAGGCGCUUCAUUUCCAUCCUGAAGGGCCAAGAAUGGAAGGACCUCCGGUCGAGCAUCACACCCGUGUUCUCCUCGGGAAAAAUCAAGCGGAUGUCUCCCAUGAUCGAGGAAUGCGCCCAGAGACUCAUCAAAAACUUCCAAUCUUCCCUUGAAAAGUCAUCCGUCGACAAAUCUUCCUCGCCUGGUGUUCUCGACCUCAAGGCUCACUUUGGCUCCUUCACGUUAGACGUCAUCGCGACCUGCGCCUUCGGCACCAGACUGAACUCUUUGGGAACACCUGAUGACCCUUUCAUUAAACACGCACGCAAAUUCUUCAUCAACGAAAAAACAUCCACCCCACUCGGAGUUUUACCAUUCAUGUUUCCCAGCAUCGCGACAGCCAACCUCGCUUUAUUUUCACGCGAGGGUCUCCGCUUCUUCACUGACGUCGUCCAGCAGCUCCUACAGGAGAGGAAAGACUCCGGCAAAAUGGGCAUGCGAGGGGACUUCAUCGACCUUCUCCUCGAGGUUCAAUCGAGCGACCUCAAGGGCAUUGUAGACGACGAGACUAUCAUUUCACAAGCCGUUCUCUUCUUUGUCGCCGGGUACGACACCACCGCCACCCUCCUAACCAUGUCCACUUAUUGUCUUGCAAUGCACCCUGCAGUACAGACGAAGCUCUGGGAUGAGUUAAAGAAAACCGGCCCCUUGACUCGAGAGUCCAUCCUCAACUGCUCUUAUCUGGAUCAUGUUAUCAACGAGGCCCUCAGGCUGUACCCGCCGGCCAUAAGAACGGAAAGACUCUGCGGGAAAGACGCCGUCGUCAAUGGCUACAAGAUCGAAAAAGGAAUCGUCGUACAUGUCCCCAUUUAUGCCAUGCACCACCUGGAGGAAUUUUUCCCGAAGCCGUACCAAUUCAUACCAGAGAGAUUUGCGGAUGACCAGGUUUUGCCAUACACAUUCCUCCCAUUCGGACAGGGGAGCCGGAACUGCAUCGGGAUGCGAUUCGCCUUGGAGGAGGCUAAGAUCGCCUUGGCUCACGUCCUUGCAGCUUUUGAGUUUUCUCGAGCCACGGAAACGGAAGUGCCACCUCGAGACCAUCCCAAUAUGUUCCUCUAUCAACCGCUCGAUAUCAAGAUAAAGGUGUACGGGACCUACGACGGGAGCCACCCGACGCUCGUGGUCGCGGACCCGGACAUGAUCAAGGAGAUCCUGGUGAAGCAGAUCGACGCGUGACCCAGUGUCGAGGCGCUUCGUGUCCUUCAUGAGGGGACAGGAAUGGAAAGACCUCCGAUCGAGCCUCACCCCCGUGUUCUCCUCCGGAAAAAUCAAGCGGAUGUCUCCCAUGAUCGAGGAAUGCGCUCAGAGGCUCGUCGAAAACUUCCACUCUUCCCUCGACAAGUCAUCCGCCGACCAGUCUUCCUCCGCAGGAGUCCUCGAUCUCAAGACUCACUUCGGCGCCUUCACCUUAGAUGUCAUCGCGACCUGCGCCUUUGCCACCAGAUUGAACUCUUUGGGAACACCCGACGACCCUUUCAUUCAACACGCCCGCCGGUUCUUCAUGAAUCCAUAUACAUCGACACCACUUGGAGUUUUGCCAUUCAUGUUCCCCAGCAUCAUGUCCACCAACCUGACCUUCUUCUCGAAGGAGAGUCUCCAAUUCUUUAUCGAUGUCGGUUAUCAACUCUUGAAGGAGAGAAGGGCCUCCGGCAAUGUGGGAAUCCGCGGGGAUUUCAUGGAUCAUCUCCUCGAGGUUCAAGCGACCGACUCCAAAGGUACCGUCGACGAUGAGACCAUCAUUGCACAGGCUGUCACCUUCUUCGUCGCCGGAUAUGACACCACCGCCACUCUUCUCACCAUGUCCACCUAUUGCCUUGCCAUGAACCCUGCAGUGCAGACAAAGCUCCGGGACGAGUUGAAGAAAGCCUGCCCCUUGACUAGAGAGUCUAUUCUCCAUUGUUCUUACCUGGAUCAUGUCAUCAACGAAGCCCUUAGAUUAUACCCGCCGGCCAUAAGAACGGAACGUCACUGUGGGAAAGACGUCGACAUCAACGGCUACAAAAUCGAAAAAGGCAUCAUCGUAGUUGUCCCGAUCCACGCCAUGCACCACAUGGAGGAAUUCUUCCCGGAACCGGACCAAUUCAUUCCAGAGCGGUUUGCGGAUGACCAGGUUUUGCCAUACACAUUCCUCCCAUUCGGACAGGGAAGUCGGAACUGCAUCGGGAUGCGUUUCGCCCUGGAGGAGGCCAA
Darwinula stevensoni is the source of this 4035-nucleotide messenger RNA. The record is from the annotation of a GenBank genome assembly. Lineage: Eukaryota; Metazoa; Arthropoda; Ostracoda; Podocopida; Darwinulidae.